AUGAAGCCAGAAGAGGCUGCUAUUCAAAUUGAGAGAACCGUAAAGGCAGCUACUCCUAAGGUCAAGGCUGAUGACAUGACUAGUGUCCUUACUGCACUCUACACCAUCCCACUUGCAGCAAUCACUACUUUCAGGUUGCACAGUUCAAUUCAACAGUCAAUAUCUAGGCUUGUGAAUCUUGAAUCUCUGUUUCUCAAUGAUAACCAUUUGAGUGGCAGGGUGGAGUUUGAGUUGUUUCUGAGACUCGGAAAGCUAGCUGAAUUGCAAUUAUCUAGAAACGAUAUUUCAUUGCUUACAAAUCCGAGUACCAACUCAUCUUUUCCAAAAUUUAGAAAAUUAUUACUAGCUGAUUGUGACUUGCAUGAGUUCCCAGAAUUUUUGAGGAACCUAGAUCAGUUGGAGCAGUUAGAUCUAAGUGGAAACAAAAUUCACUGCCAAGUUCCAAAAUGGAUGGGGAACGUAAGUAUAGAAACUCUCCGGGCUUUAGCUCUGGGACACAACUUUCUCACUGGUUUCGACCAACUUCCGAUCCCCUACGUUAAUCUAAAGGCAUUGCUGCUUGAUUCUAACAUGUUUCAAGGGUCAGUGCCAAUCUCACCUCCUUCCAUUGAUUUAUAUACGGUCUCAAACAACAGACUGACUGGAGAAAUUCCACAUUUGAUUUGCAAUCUAAGUUUAAUAACUAAGCUCAAUUUUUCAAGCAACAACUUGGGUGGCAAUCUUCCUCAAUGUUUAGGCAACUUGAAUGCUUCUCUCACAAAAUUGGACCUACACGACAAUAGCUUUCAUGGAACUAUUCCUCGGAUCUGUGGUGAAGCAAACGAAUUGAUAAUGAUUGAUUUGAGUGAAAAUCAUUUACAGGGACGUGUAUCAAGAUCAUUGGCCAAUUGUACCAAGCUUAAAGCUGUUAAUCUUGGUAACAAUCAGAUCCAUGAUAUUUUUUCUUCCUGGUUGGGCAUUCUUCCAGAGUUAAGGAUUCUCAUUUUACAAUCUAAUAAACUCUAUGGUACAAUAGGAAGUUCUGAUAACAAUUUCGAUUUCCUGAAAUUGCACAUCUUUGACCUCUCAAAUAAUGAUCUUACCGACAAGUUGCUCUUUGAACACUUCAAAAAUUGGAAAGCCAUGCAAAUCGUCGAUAUUGCUGAGAGCUUAAAGUAUAUAGGGCAAAACCAAAUAAUGAUGUCUGCAACAUAUGUGGUGCAGACUGCCUCCUUUUACUCAAUGACAAUGAUCAACAAAGGCACGGAGAUGGAAUAUGAAAAAGUCCCUGAUUUCUUGAUAGUUAUUGACCUCUCGAGCAACAAAUUUGAAGGAGAAAUCCCAGAUGUGGUGGGGAAUCUAAAAGGACUUUAUUCGCUCAACCUUUCCUCAAACUUUCUCACAGGACCUAUCCCAUUUACAUUGGCAAACUUAACAAGGCUAGAAACAUUGGAUCUGUCUCAAAACAAGUUGUCUGGUGCGAUCCCUUUGCAACUAACGGAACUCACUUUCCUUUCACAAUUUAAUUUCUCCCAUAAUCACUUGACAGGACCUAUACCACAUGGGAAACAAUUUGACACAUUCGACAACAGUUCGUUUAGUGAGAACCCUGAAUUAUGCGAAAGCCCUUUGUCAAAGAAAUGUGGGAAUCCUGUGGACUCUCUGCCUCCAUCUUCAGGCCACAACUCAACAAACCACAACUUAGAGUUCUCAUUUGAAUUUGGUUGGAAAGUACUCGUGAUGGGAUAUGGAUGUGGAUUCAUGUUUGGAGUUGUGUCUGGGCAAAUCGUUAUCACAAAGAAGUAUGAUUGGUUUACGAAGAUGUUUGCUAUUGGGCAGCCAAACCGAAGAAGGGUGAAUUGGAGGGGCUGCAGAAAUUAA
Juglans regia (Persian walnut) is the source of this 1860-nucleotide messenger RNA. RefSeq names its product receptor-like protein 54. Gene Ontology annotation, molecular function: protein binding. The coding region runs from base 1 to 1860 and encodes 619 amino acids. The transcript has 2 exons. The record is from RefSeq and is a predicted model, not a curated record. NCBI's taxonomy places the organism in Eukaryota, Viridiplantae, Streptophyta, Magnoliopsida, Fagales, Juglandaceae.